This is a messenger RNA of Impatiens glandulifera, 2240 nucleotides long. Its product is annotated as sterol 3-beta-glucosyltransferase UGT80A2-like. Bases 178 to 2031 code for a protein of 617 amino acids. Gene Ontology annotation, biological process: carbohydrate metabolic process. The record is from RefSeq and is a predicted model, not a curated record. The transcript has 15 exons. Gene Ontology annotation, molecular function: UDP-glycosyltransferase activity; hexosyltransferase activity. Lineage: Eukaryota; Viridiplantae; Streptophyta; Magnoliopsida; Ericales; Balsaminaceae.
AAACACGUUGGUUCUCCUCCUACCUUUUGGUGGCGGUUUUGGGUAGCGUGCUCCGUCCGAGCACAUUUCCAUAGCCCCCAAUCUCUUCUCUGAACGUGAGAAGUUUUCAUGGAUGAUUCUUCCGAUCUGGAUUGAAAAUAAACAGAGUUCAUUAUAAUCAUAUUGCAUCUAAAUCUAAUGGAGGACAACCAAAAUGGAGGCGCAAGCUCUUCGGAGUCUUCUGUUGAAGUUCAGUUGAAGUCGGAUGAAGAAGUUACUGUUAAAAGGCAAUUGGAUAGGGGUGAGACUGCUGUUGCUCCUUCCCUACCAAACAACGGCGGUGCUGGCAGGUUCUCGAGAGUUUCUACUAUGCCAAUUGAGAUUUCAGAUUCUGAGAAAUUGGAGGCGCCAUCAAGCAGGAUUAAACUGGAAAGAUCAAAAACCGAAAGGCAGGGACACAAUAACAUUCAUCCUGAAGAUGCAGCCAUGAUUUUUGAUAACAAGAUUCCUCUGCAACAAAAGCUUAAAUUGUUGAACAGAAUAGCCACUGUGAAACAUGAUGGAAGUGUAGUAUUUGAAGUUCCACCAGAUCUUGAACCUCAUGUACUUGGGGGAGGACCUGAUAUCGUUUACAAUGAAGCAGACAUUGAACCUAUUGACUCAAAUGAACUUCAGUGUAUACCGCCUAUGCAAAUUGUGAUUCUUAUUGUUGGAACACGUGGCGAUGUGCAACCAUUUAUUGCAAUAGGCAAGCGCUUACAGGACUAUGGUCACCGUGUUAGACUGGCUACACAUGCGAAUUUUAAGGAUUUUGUAUUGAUUGCUGGACUGGAGUUUUAUCCAUUAGGAGGAGAUCCCAAGGUUCUUGCAGAAUAUAUGGUUAAAAACAAAGGAUUCCUUCCAUCAGGACCUUCAGAAAUACCUGUGCAGCGACAUCAAUUAAAGGAGAUUAUUUUCUCUUUACCCUCUGCCUGUAAAGAACCUGACCCAGCUACUGGCAUCCCUUUCAAAGCAGAUGCAAUUAUUGCCAAUCCUCCAGCAUAUGGGCAUGUACAUGUUGCAGAGGCUUUGAAGAUUCCGCUUCAUGUAUUUUUUACAAUGCCAUGGACACCAACCAGUGAAUUUCCACAUCCUUUGUCCCGUGUUAGACAACCAGCAGGGUACAGGCUCUCAUAUCAAAUUGUUGACUCUUUGAUAUGGCUGGGUAUAAGAGACAUGAUAAACGACCUCAGAAAAAAGAAGUUGAAAUUACGACCAGUUACCUAUUUAAGUGGUUCACAAGGCUCGGAGAGUAAUGCCCCACAUGGAUACAUUUGGAGUCCUGAUCUUGUUCCAAAACCAAAAGAUUGGGGCCCUAAAGUUGAUGUUGUAGGUUUUUGUUUCCUUGAUCUUGCUUCAAAUUAUGAGCCUCCUCAACCACUUGUAGACUGGCUGAAAACUGGGUCAAAGCCUAUUUAUAUUGGGUUUGGAAGCCUUCCAGUUCAAGGACCAGAGAAAAUGACACAAAUUAUUGUGCAAGCAUUAGAAAUCACUGGCCAAAGGGGUAUUAUUAAUAAGGGAUGGGGAGGCCUUGGUGACUUGAAGGAACCUAAGGAUUUUGUGUACACGCUUGACAACGUCCCUCAUGACUGGUUGUUCCUUCAAUGUGCAGCUGUUGUGCAUCAUGGUGGUGCUGGAACAACUGCUGCUGGUCUUAAAGCUGCGUGCCCCACUACUAUUGUGCCAUUCUUUGGUGACCAGCCCUUUUGGGGGGAGCGAGUUCAUGCAAGAGGAGUCGGUCCUCCACCCAUACCAGUUGAGGAGUUCUCGCUUCAAAAGUUAGUUGACGCAAUAACAUAUAUGCUAGAUCCAAAGGUUAAAGAACGUGCUUUAGAACUUGCUAAGAAGAUGGAGAAGGAAGAUGGUGUAACUGGUGCAGUUAAUGCCUUCUUCAAGCAGCUUCCCCGUAAAAAGACAGAAGAGGACCAGGACCCGCCACCACCACCACCACCACAACCGACAUCUCCAUCCUCCAGUCCCUUCUCGUUUUGGAAUUGUUUCGGUUGUUCAUAGUAAUUUUUCGCGAGAGGAUAAUCCAUCUUUAUGUCCAUAGUGAUUAGGUUAUUAUUUUGUAUCUCCGACCAUUGUGCCCCAUUUUCAUUUGUCUUGCAUCCAUGGUUUCUUCAACCCUUGUUGUCUGUGUAUUUUUUUUUUUUGUAUACUUGAACUAAAAGAAGAAAAUAGUGUGAAUAUCCAUUCUUUUUAUUGACCUUUUUACAGUA